UAUUUUGAAAAAUGGAACCACACACAUGAUUUUCCGAACACUUAUUUUGAAUAAGCGCCCCUCGGAUGAGGAGUCACGAGCUGCCACUGGUCCUGUGCAGUAAUACACAGAAUCAUUGAGUGCAGCGGUCAUAGCUGUGAUUUAUAGUAAAUAAAAGAAUCAAGGACUGGAACUGUUAUAUUUAUCCAAAACCUUAUGUAAAACUUCAGCAUUCAAAAGGCAUUCAAGAGACUUCUUAUCCGUAUCACUUAAUCAGGAUGAGAUCAUUUAAACCCAUGAGCUUUUUACCGCUAACUCAAUGCUGUUCCAAAUCGAAUCAGUUUCAUUCAUAUUCUGAUUAGAAUACAUAGAUGACAACAGGAAAAAAAUGCAUUAUACAGAUGCUGUGAUACAUGAAGUACAGAGAUUUGUAUGUAUAUUAAAAAUAUCAAGUUUCUGAUUAUUGGGGGGGAGAUGUCCCCCUCAGCGUCUAUUGUGCAGGCUUGUGCAUAACUCAGAAUUUAAUUGAAGUGUUAAGUUUUCAGUACAUGUCAGAUAUGUUUGCAUUACAUAUUCUAUAAAUUAUGUUAGUUUGAACUACUUGUAUAGAUUACAUUAACAGGAAAUGUUUUCCCCAAGCAAUUAAUGUUAAAAACUCUAGUCACAUAACAAAUAAUUAAGUUAGAUUUUUUUGGAAUUGUAAUUUUAUGGAAUAGAUGGAACAUGACUUCAUUUCCCAGAAUGCUUUACUUUAACAAAGUAUUUUUAAAUGGUUGCCAAACAUUUUUCCAAAGUAACUUUCCUAAAACUGAAUUUAUGUAAGAUUAUUUCUGUUGUGUGAUUACUACUGUUGAGUUUAUGUUGCAAAUCUUUCCUGGCUCCUCCUCCAUGUUUUAGACCAAAUAAUUUCCUGACCUGAAUACUAAUCUGUUCAGUUUGAAGUGUAAAUCUCUUUAACUAUGGCUUUAGUGGAAACACUUCUCCUGAAUGUCUCCAGCACAGGAGCUUUACUCGCUGCUCUUCUGCUGCUUUUGGUUAUUUAUUUCUGCUUCAGGUCUCCAGAAGAUGACCAAGAACCUCCAGGACCCAAACCACUACCACUUGUGGGAAACCUGCACAUUCUGGACCUUAAACAACUUCAUGUGAGCCUCUGGAAUUUAUCCAAGAAAUAUGGGUCAGUGUUCAAAGUUCAUCUUGGACCCAAAAAGAUUGUGGUUUUGUCCGGAUACAAGACGGUUAAACAAGCACUGGUGAACCAGGCUGACGAAUUCGGGGAAAGAGACAUAACACCCAUAUUCCAAGACAUCAAUAAAGUACAUGGAAUCAUCUUUACAAAUGGUGAUAGGUGGAAAACCCUGAGAAAAUUUGCUCUCUCAACUCUUCGAGACUUUGGGAUGGGAAGGAAACUGAGCGAAGAGAAAAUUAUUCAGGAGACGCGAUAUCUGCGGGAAGUUUUUGAGACCUUCCAAGGAAAUCCUUUUAAUACAACCCAGCCAGUAAAUUAUGCCGUUUCUAACAUCAUCUCAGCUAUUGUUUUUGGAAAUCGGUUCGAAUAUGAGGAUCCAAAGUUUAACGAAAUGGUUGACAGGGCAAACCAGUUCAUCCUCUUGAUGGGCUCUGCUUCCAUACAGAUCUACAACAUGUUUCCAGUGCUUAGGCCAUGGCUGAAGACCUGGAGACUGCUAAUGGAACGUGUGGAGAGCAACCAUGCUGAAAUACAGGUGCUAGUGGAUCGCUUGCGGGAGACUUUAAACCCUCUCAACUGCAGAGGAUUAGUCGAUGCCUUCCUCAUCCAAAAACAAAGCUUAGAGAAAUCUGGAGAAAAUGAUUCGCAAUUUAAUGAUCUGAACCUGCUCAUGACUGUGGCCAACCUGUUUGCUGCCGGUUCUGACACAACCGGCACAACGCUACGCUGGGGUUUACUGCUCAUGGCCAAAUAUCCUCACAUACAAGAUCGGGUUCAUGAGGAAAUUGACAGGGUGCUUGGCGGACGUGAACCGGUUACAGAGGACAGGAAGAAUUUACCUUACACAGACGCUGUGAUCCAUGAAAUCCAGAGACUGGCGAAUAUAGGGCCCUUGAAUCUGCCACAUAAAACCAGCUGUGAUGUGAACUUCAAUGGAUAUCUCAUCAAGAAGGGGACGUGUGUCCUUCCACUGCUGACGUCUGUUUUGAGAGAUGAGAGCGAGUGGGAGACGCCCGACACUUUUAACCCUGAACACUUCCUCAAUGAGAACGGUCAGCUGAUCAAACGUGAUGCCUUCUUGCCCUUCUCAGCAGGACGCAGGAUUUGUUUAGGAGAGGGUUUGGCCAGGAUGGAGCUCUUUCUGUUCUUCACUUCUCUUCUUCAGUGUUUUCACUUCACUCCUCCACCUGGAGUCUCUGAAGAUGAAUUGGAUCUCACACCAGUUGUGGGUCUCAUCUUGAACCCCUCACCACACAAGCUGUGUGCAGUCAGUAGGGGAGAAAAACACAACCUCAAGUUAUAAAUCCAAAGGCAGAAUAACUAGUUAAAUAUACCUCAUGAUUGUAAAACCUAAAGACUCUUACAGUGGCGUCCAGUGACUUCAUUUCCGAGGGCGAACAUCUCUUUUCUCAUAAACCAUUUUGACACACGUGCAGCAGGCUCGUAUUUUGACAAGUCACAUGAUCGGACACACAUUUUGAAAUUUUGCCCCUCGGAAGAGAAGUCAUCGGCCACCACUGGACACUUGUUUCACAUUAUAAGACUCUUAGACUAUUAUAUUAUCUCAUUAGCUUUUACAUUACACAUGCCUUAACAUAUUCAAUUGUAUUUCAAGUAAGACCACUUAUUUCCUGUGUCUCGUCACUUAUUACACGAUCCCUUACCUGUUAUUAAUUUUCAGCUGUUCCCCUCAUUAGUUCUCUCUAUUUAAUGUCCCUGUGCUGUUUGUUCUGUGCUUGUGUGUUUGUCUAACUGUGAGUAUCGUGUCUGAAAAUAUCUAGUCUAGUUUGUUAUCUCGUACAGUCUGUUUGUAGUGAUGUUCUUGUUUAGUCAGUGUUUUGUUUUCUAGUAUUUGUGAUGUUUUGCCCCUCGUGGGUUUUGUUUUGCUGUUCUAGUGGUGGGCAGAGCGAGGCUUUGUGAAACACUGAAACAGUUGAAUCAAUUGUGCAGUAUGUUUCGAGGCUUUGAAACAUCAAUUUGAAACCGCCUCCAGUGACACCUAGCAGCCUUAGCAAGAUUUUAGACGAGCGCUGACAAAUUUUAUCUCACAUGUUGUUUGAUUGACACAUAACUGAUAGAAUGGGAGAGUGUAUAGUGUUCUUGACUCUCAUGCAAAGAUCUCAUCAUAAUAAAAUGCAUUUUGUUGUUGUUUUAACAUCUGUUUGACAACUAUAUGAGCUUUUAGGCUCACAAUUGUCGAUAACUAUAGGCUAUUUGGGUCUAUUUAAUAAAAAAAUUUAAUAGAGAUAUACCAAAUAAAUAAUAGAAAUUGAUAAAAUAUAUCAAGCCAUAAUAUGCCACAUUGUUUACAUAUAAAGAUCUUUAUUCAGAAAUAUAAAUUGUUCUGUGUUGAUGGACUCUUUUUGAUCUUUUUUGUACAUAUAAUUUCUCCAGCCUUUGAAAACAAUUCUCACACAAGGGACACUUGUUGCUGGCAUGCAAUUUUUUGUAAGUAGCCUAACUGUUACAUACAAAUGAGGAAAAAUGACUUAUUUUCCGUAAUUUUAGAGUAUUUGAUCUUGGCAAAAAUGCAUCUAUGAUGUAUUGUCAGAUUUGUUUCCUACCCUGUCAGUUUAAGAUUCGAUGCAG
Molecule: messenger RNA, 3754 nt
Organism: Paramisgurnus dabryanus
Lineage: Eukaryota; Metazoa; Chordata; Actinopteri; Cypriniformes; Cobitidae
Source: RefSeq, a predicted model, not a curated record